AUGCUAUUUAUAUACUAGAUUUGUUAAACAUAAAAAUGCUUUGAUUAAGCGAGAUAUCCUUUGCUUAUCGGAGGAAAUUAAGAUAGCACAUCUUUCACAUGCUUGGAUUCAAAUUCUGAAGGAAGUACAGUAAUUGGUGGAUAUACAAACGACAAUAAAGUUAGCUAAUUAACUGGUACCAAGCCGCUAGUAGUAUUCUUAAGAGAUGGGAAAAUACAAUGGACUAUGACUUUUAACAUUCUAAAUUACUAUCAAGUGUCAGCUAUUGCAUUCUAGGAAAGUGUCGAAACCUAUAUUGCUCUAUCAUUAUAAACAGAUUCAUUAUCUUCUGAUCCAUUCAAUGUUAUGGUUAUAUCAUCUAGUGGAACUUUAUAUGCUUUCUUUAUAUCAACCUUCGGAAUACAAGGCACAGUUUUAUAACAUGGAUUGAAAUUUGAUGAUUCUUAAUAUAUCUAUCUUGCAAUGCAACCAGUUACUACGACAAAAUAUUUUCAAAUGGUGAUUACAGAUUUCACGCUUACAAACAAAAAUACGAAUCUUUUUAAAAAAUGGCCAUACUCUGGUUCCUAAGCAAAUACAGUAACAAUCGAUGUAUCCUAGUCUUAUGCUUACUUUGGAGGUAUAAUAAAGUCCUAAGAGGGGCUCUUUUAUAGUUCAAUUGUUUCGCUUGCUUCUUGA
This is a messenger RNA of Stylonychia lemnae, 678 nucleotides long. The record is from the annotation of a GenBank genome assembly. Lineage: Eukaryota; Ciliophora; Spirotrichea; Sporadotrichida; Oxytrichidae.